Molecule: messenger RNA, 1908 nt
Organism: Ficedula albicollis (Collared flycatcher)
Lineage: Eukaryota; Metazoa; Chordata; Aves; Passeriformes; Muscicapidae
Gene: GDF9
Product: growth differentiation factor 9
Exons: 2
Coding region: 50-1405 (451 amino acids)
Biological process (GO): SMAD protein signal transduction; BMP signaling pathway
Cellular component (GO): extracellular region
Molecular function (GO): cytokine activity; growth factor activity
Source: RefSeq, a predicted model, not a curated record
UACUUGAGGGGAGGUAUUUUUCUUUUUUUCAUCUGCAGCCCUCAAGAGCAUGGAGAGCACUUGGAGGAUCUGUGUGUGUUUGUACUGCUGCUUGCCCUGGCUCUCUGCUGGCACCCAGUCCUCUCCCCACUCCCGGGGCCGGGGGGGCUCUGAGGAGCCCCCCGAGUUUUUGGCAGCUCCUGAGGAUGCUGCCAGCCAGCUCAGCGCGGUGCUGCAGCUGCCCCAAAGCAGGGCACCAGCCCAUGCCCUCCUGCCCCCCCUGCUCGAGGUGCUGCACGACCGCGGCUCCCGGGGCUGGCACAGCGAGGUGCCGCGGCUGCAGCCGGACUCCAGGGCCCUGCGGUACAUGAAGAGGCUGUACAGGAUGUCUGCCACCAGGGAGGGCAUCCCCAAGGCGCAGCGAGGCCGCCUCUAUAACACGGUGCGGCUCUUCACCCCGUGCUGGGAAUGCGAGCACGGCCACCCGGGGAAAGGAGAUGUUCACUCGGUGGAUUUACUCUUCAACUUGGAUCGUGUUACUGCUCUGGAGCACUUACUCAAGUCUGUCUUGCUCUAUUCCUUUGACACAUCUGUUCCCACUUCCUCUUCCAUUACCUGCAUGUGCCAUUUAUCCCUUAAGGAACAUGAUUUUUCCGGCCAAGUUUGUCCCAGUAUUUCCCACUCUCUAGCUUUUAGCCUGCACUUUGACGUCAGGAGACGCAAAUGGGUGGAAAUGGAUGUGACUUCUUUCCUCCAGCCUCUGAUCGCUGCGAACAGGAGGAACGUCCGCAUGGCUCUGAACUUCACUUGUGUGACGGGUGACCCACAACGGAGCACGGAACUGGCAAACGCUGUAAACGUGACACUGGUUCCCCCUUCCCUUCUGCUGUAUCUGAACGACACCAGCGAGCAAGCUUAUCACCGGGGGAGCUCCCUGGGGCACGGGGGGAAAAGCAGCAGCCCGCUUGUGGAGCCUCCAAAGGGUGGCAAAGCACAAGGCACCCCCCAGGGCAAAAGGGCCUCUCGCCAGCGAAGGAAUGACCCAAAAGCGACCCCAGCCCCUUCACCCCACAACCUCAGCGAGUACCUGAAGCAGCUCGUGUUCCCUCAGCACGAGUGCAAGCUGCACAACUUCCGCCUGAGCUUCAGCCAGCUGCGCUGGGACCGCUGGAUCAUCGCCCCGCACAGGUACAGCCCCCAGUUCUGCCGGGGCGACUGUCCCCGCGCGCUGGGCCAGCGCUACGGCUCGCCCGUGCACACCAUGGUGCAGACGCUCAUCUACGAGCGCCUGGACCCCGCGGUGCCGCGGCCCUCCUGCGUGCCCGCCGCCUACAGCCCGCUCAGCGUGCUCACCAUCGAGCCCGACGGCUCCAUCGCCUACAAGGAGUACGAGGACAUGAUCGCCACCAGGUGCACCUGCCGCUAGCGGGGACUCCGCGCUCUCUAACACGGGUUUUAGCUCGGCGCUCUCUCGAGAUCUGCCGCUACAAAUGGCUCCGGCGGCGUUGCUGUAAAUCCGGGAUUUAGCACAGGAGGGGUUCACAUCAGAGCACUGAUUUUUUUUUUUGUACUCACUCAGCCUUUCUAGAACCUGCAAUUAAAUGUAAAUAGUGUCUUUUUAUCGGGAGAAUUUUGCAUUUAAAAUGGGGGGAAAGGUUUCAACUACUAAAUGUCUAUUUUUAAGCUGCUUUAUUACAGAUUAAAAAAGAGAGAAAUAAAUGGCUACCACACAUACCCUGACAUGCAGUGCUUGCUACUCUACCUCUACAGAAACCUUGUGUGUGGAACCUCCAGCAAUGAUUAGGAAGAGAAGCAAAUCUUUUGUUAGAACUAUUUCUUCAGUUUUUCAUUCUCUUUCCCUACCACAUUCCAGCUCUUCCAAGCAGAUGACAAAACCCUUCCUCACAUUUUUGUAAACAGUUACCAGUU